Molecule: messenger RNA, 919 nt
Organism: Zingiber officinale
Lineage: Eukaryota; Viridiplantae; Streptophyta; Magnoliopsida; Zingiberales; Zingiberaceae
Product: asparagine--tRNA ligase, cytoplasmic 1-like
Exons: 3
Coding region: 360-713 (117 amino acids)
Biological process (GO): asparaginyl-tRNA aminoacylation
Cellular component (GO): mitochondrion
Molecular function (GO): ATP binding; asparagine-tRNA ligase activity
Source: RefSeq, a predicted model, not a curated record
GAAGCUCUCGACCCGUCAAAACUUUCCACAUAGGGUUACCACCCCCUAUGACCUAGAGUUACCACCCCCUAGGGUUUUCUACCUGCCUAACCGCAGCUAGGACUUUCCUGAAACACUAAAUUAAGUACCUUAGAUCACAAAACAGCUUAACUUUGAAUUCCUUUGCCAUUAUCAAAACAACGGUCGAUCGUCGGAUGCUUCCCGCACCAACAGUUUCUGCAAAGCAUAUCUAUUUAUCUUGGAAGUUUCAGGGUUUGAGUGUGUGAUUAUCUUUUGGAUUAUUUAGGUAUUUGACAGUGGUGAUAUUCAAGAAACCUGUAAUUUAAUAUAACUAUCUAAAAGGUAUUAAAGCAUUUUAUAUGAGGCUCAACGAUAACCAAAAGACAGUAGUGGCUAUAGACGUGCUUGUGCCCAAGGUUGGUGAGCUGAUUGGAAGAAGCCAAAGAGAGGCACGUUUAGACAUUCUCGUAAAAAGAAUCGAAGAUGCAGGGUUGCCACUUGAGCCUUAUGAAUGGUACCUUGAGCUCCGCCCUUUUGGCACUGUCAAACACAGUGGGUUUAGCUUAGGGUUUGAGCGAAUGAUUCUUUUUGCUACCGGCAUCGACAACAUCCGAGAUGCUAUCCCCUUUCCAAGAUUUCCAGGAGGGCUGAUCUUUGGUUACUCUAUCAGACUCCCUUUUCUGAACUUUCACCCAGAGAAUCUUAGUAUCUAGAAUAGCUAUUUUUUUUUUAAUCAAAUAUAAGAAUUCAUUUUGCUACGUUAUACAAAUGCUUAUACUUCAUCUCUCUUAUUUUGGGAAGGCAGAAAGUUUAAUGUUGUUUUGUAAAAAAUGGAAACAUAUUUCUGUAAAAAAGUAGGCCUCAGGCUAUCAUUAGUUCAAAUUAAAUCAAAUGCAAUUGAAAUUUAUAAUUCAGUUAA